Molecule: messenger RNA, 3184 nt
Organism: Metopolophium dirhodum (rose-grain aphid)
Lineage: Eukaryota; Metazoa; Arthropoda; Insecta; Hemiptera; Aphididae
Exons: 10
Coding region: 291-1832 (513 amino acids)
Biological process (GO): positive regulation of GTPase activity
Cellular component (GO): cytosol
Molecular function (GO): guanyl-nucleotide exchange factor activity
Source: RefSeq, a predicted model, not a curated record
UAUUGCUUAUUACUAUAAUAAUAAAAUUAAUUCUUCAUGAAAUGAAAAUGCUUGGUUUUUAACUGUAUAACUAUUUAACUGUAUUUCCAAUAAUGUUUACUUAUAAUAAUACCUUUUAAUAUAUUUGAAAUAAAAUUAUUUUGUUUUAUUUAUGACAAUUUUUAUGAUACUAUAGUAUUAAAUUUAAAUUAAUAAUAUUUUUAGAACAUCAAUUGAAAGUAUAUGUAUAAUUAAUUAGGUACACGGAAUGUAUUAAAAUAAUUCUACAAUUAGAAAAUCAAAAUUUAAAAAUGGAAAAAAUGUCUUUAUUUGAGUCUUUUAAUAUGAAUACAAACAACAAACAAGUAAAUGAUGAUAAUUAUAACAAUAUGAUGGAUUUAUUGAAUGAAUUAUCAGAACUUGAUCCAAAAUGUUUGUCAGCAGAUGAUUAUAGUAAAUUAAUUGAAUAUUUGCCUUUAUCGCCUAAUACUCAUGGCCAUCAAGUUUUAGCUGCUGGAUGUAAUGUAAUUGCUUCAUUAUGCUCAGAUGACUCAGCGAGACAUUAUCUUGGAGAAAAAAUAACCGUGUCUACUGUGAAUAUAUUAAAAUCACUUACAAGUUGUAUUAAUAAAGACAAAUGUAUUCAAGAAUGUUUGCUUCAGACAUGUCGUGCAGUUGGGAAUCUUUGUUAUUAUCAUGAGGAAAAUACCAAGUGUGCAUUAAAAGAAGGAUGUCUUUUAAUUACGAUGGAAGUGUUGAAAACAAACAUUAAUGAAGAAAUUCAACCUGUUGUCAUUGGGUUAUUAUUAAAUUUAACUCAUUUGGAUGACUACAAUUAUAAGUUUCAGGAUAACAUGAUUGAAGAAUUAAAUUUUUAUGGAAUUCAAUACAUGGAAUAUAAUAAUAAUAACUAUAGAUUUUACAUAAACUUGGUAUCAUUAAUGAUCAAUAUUGUUAGAAAAUCAAAAAGUAACACCAAAAUAACAGAUUAUGAAAAAUGUUAUUUUAUUGAUCGUUUAUUGGAAAGAUAUAAUAUGCAAAUCAAUGUUACUUCCAUUUGUAUUAAAUUCAUUAAACAAGUCUCUAAAAUUUAUAAUGUUUAUAAUUGGAUAUUAAAAGAAAAACAUAAAACAUUAGUAGAAAUAUUAGAUAAAUAUGAAGAAAACCAAGAAGAGGAUCCAAAACGUAUUGUUAAAAAAAUAUGUGAUAUCAUAAUAUUACUUUCCAAUGAUGAUGGUUCCAUGGAAAAAAAUAAACAACUUGAUGUUUUAUAUUUAGUAGAAUGGCUACUUAAAAAACUACAUUCUAAUAAUUUAUACGUUAAGUUGUCGGCUGUAAGGUCUUUGGCCAAUUUUAGUAGAUAUAAAUAUGACUCAAAUCAUACAACUAUAAGUCCUGCAAAAACUAUAAUGAAGCAUAUAACAUGGUUUAUAAAUACUUUGGACCAAUCAAUCAAAGAUAACAAUUCAUUGAUGGAAGUAUCUGUACUUUGUUUGUUUAAAAAUCUUUUAUAUGUUACAAAUUUUGAGUCUAUGGAUGAGAACAAUACAGAUAAAUUGAUCAAAAUCACUAUAGAUGUUUUAAACCACACUACAUUUAAUCCAAUAGUAAUGAAAGGCAUGGACAUAAUAAGAUGUAUCAUCAAAAAAGGUGGCAUUAGUCAAAAACAACUUGUUUUGUACAAAAAUUCAACCUUUAUAAAAUUAGUGACAACACAUUGUAAUAGUGUUGAUGAAGACAUCCAAAUAUUGGCCAAAAAAUUACUUUAUUCAAUUAACGAGGAUAUAAAUGAAUCUGAAAUUGUUGAAUCAAAAACAGUGGAAGACAAUUUAACAAUUGAAGAAAAAAUUUGAACAUCACUUAUUAUAUAAUAAUUUUAUUUUUAUAAUUAUAAUUAUUAUUUUUUAACAAGACACCAAAUUAAAUAAAUUUGGUACUUGCCUUGUAUGUUACAAAAAGUAAUUACCAAACAUUAUUAUUCUACUUACUAAUUAACUUAAUUUAAUCUUUUUAUUUUGUUAUUAUACUUAUUGAUAAUCGUAUAUAAUAUAUUUGGCCUAAAUAAUGCAAAUCAAAUAAUUUUGUUUUCACCUAAAAUCUACUACACAAAAAUUUCUCAAAAAAAUAUCUGAUAAAAUAUUAGAAACGCAAAGAAUGAGGGGAGGGAGUCAAGUCCUAUUUAAAAAAAGAUGUUUAUACUCACAAAAAAAAAAAUUCCAAAAAUCAGGAUUUGAAUAUAUGCAUAAUUUAAGCAUAAAAGAGGGUGAGAUAUUUAAAAUACCACCUUUGUAUAUGUAAGGUGUAUUAAGAAAAUGUUAUGAUAAUUUUACAUUUGAAUGUGUUUUCACAAUACAGUUUGGGGUCCAGUCCAUUGAAUAUACAUGAGAUCUUAAUUGUCAAGUAUAAUUCACUGUUUUAAAAGAAAAAUAUUAUGAGACAAUUUAAAAUAAAAAGGAGUGUUGUAAUUGGCUGGUUACUUUUUCUCCCGUGAGAUGUUUGGUUAAGUUAUUGGUCUUAUCAUAAAAAUAUCCCGCACUAGCCUCAGCUAUUAAUUAUUGUUAGUUAAUAAAAAUUUUGUUAAAUAUAAAAUGGGAUAAUUUUAAAAAUAUUAUUUAUUACAAUAAUUAAUAAAUCAAAUUAUUUAUUAUAAAAAUUGAUAAAAAAAUUAAUAAUAUAUUUUGGAAGAUAACUUUUCGUCACAAGUUACAUAUUAUAAGACAGGUAUUUGACAAGUAGAUUUUUGAUAUAAAUUAAAAUAUAUUACAUUUAAUAAGACAUUUGCACACAGUAAUGUAAUAACAUUGAUAAUGGUAAUAGGCAAUUUAUAUUUUAUACUAUUUAGUAUUUAUUAUUAAAGAAUAUUUUGUAAAUUUGUACUUGUUACUUACGUGCUUUUCGGAUUGUAGUUUUUAUUUAUUAUUAUUAUUGGUUUUACAUUAAACAAAUGGUUUCUAUUGAUGCAUGUUUGAGGCUAGGCCAUCUAUGGUACUAUCUUUGAAAAGUAGGAACAACAUAUUAGUUGACUUUCUUAUAUUUAACAGACUAUAAAAAAUUUAAUAUAUUCAUUUUGUAUCUGUUGGUAACUUUUUAGUUAAGAACCUUAGCAGUAUUACUCAGACAACAGCAGUAGUCCACCUAAAAUUAUUUGUAAAUUGAACUGUUAGAAAAUGUUAUGAAGCAUUUUUAAACAUUUAACUCAAUUUUU